Messenger RNA from Malania oleifera, 1029 nucleotides. Its product is annotated as 2S seed storage albumin protein-like. The coding region runs from base 73 to 843 and encodes 256 amino acids. The record is from RefSeq and is a predicted model, not a curated record. Gene Ontology annotation, molecular function: nutrient reservoir activity. Lineage: Eukaryota; Viridiplantae; Streptophyta; Magnoliopsida; Santalales; Ximeniaceae. The transcript has a single exon.
CGUCACCUGCACCUUCACCAUCGCCGCAUCCCUUAUCACUAUACCCCACCAAGCGCGUCUCAAUAAUUAGCCAUGGCAAAGCUCAUCAUGUCCCUUCCGCCGCUACUUCUACUACUGUUUUCUUCUGUUGUUCUAACCAUCGCCCACGCCUCUACGUAUCGAACCACCGUCACCACCACCAUUGUGCACGAGACCAGCCGUAGGUGCAGGGAACAGAUCGAACGCCAAGACCUCAGCAGCUGCGAGCGGUACUUGACUCGGGGAGGAAGAGACGGCAUCCGUGGCGCCGCCCAUCCUCUCAUCCGAAGGAUCGUCCGCAACAUCGACCCCGCCGAGAGAUGCUGCCGGCAACUGAACGAGAUGGACGACGAUUGCCAGUGCGAAGCGAUGAAGCGGAUUAUGAUGGAGCAGGGGGAGAUGGAGGGCUACGAGGAAAUGGGGCUGUUGGUGCGGCGGGCGGGGGAGCUGUGGUCGCGGUGCGGCGUCGAGACCGGUUGCUGGGAAGAACAAGACGCAGCGGUUAGAAAGAAGCAAGGGAGGCACGUGGGGAGCUGCCGGGAGCAGAUAGAAAGAGAGGACCUUGGGGAGUGCGAGAGGCACCUGAGGGAGGGACUCGGCGGGCGAGAUGUGUUUCGUGGAGUGGGAAUGGAAAACACGCACCACCUGAAGGGGUGCUGCAGGAGACUGGAGAGGCUGGACGAAAGGUGCCAGUGCAAGGGGAUAGAGGAGAUGGCACGGCGGGAGCGGGAGCGGUUGAGUGAGGAAGGAGAGAGGGAAGAGGUGAUGCGGAGGGCAAGGGAGCUGCCGGACGCCUGCGAUUUGCGUACCACAUGCGAAAUAUGAACUACGUAGGGGGGGUCUCUCAUGUAGAGAGGAGAGGAGAUAUGUAAUAAAGUUAACGCGUGCACAUGAUCGUGUGUGAGAGAGCGUGAAAUGUGUAAAUGUACGUGGGUUUAAAUUAAGAAGUUUACCUUUUGUCUUUUUUAAUAAAUAUCGUGUCCACUAUGAUUUCAGAUGGUUGAUGAGCAA